Molecule: messenger RNA, 3219 nt
Organism: Plenodomus lingam JN3
Lineage: Eukaryota; Fungi; Ascomycota; Dothideomycetes; Pleosporales; Leptosphaeriaceae
Biological process (GO): mRNA splicing, via spliceosome; protein ubiquitination; DNA repair
Cellular component (GO): Prp19 complex; U2-type catalytic step 1 spliceosome; cytoplasm
Molecular function (GO): ubiquitin protein ligase activity; protein binding
Source: RefSeq, a predicted model, not a curated record
AUGCUUUGCGCAAUCUCCGGCGAAGCUCCUCGCGAACCCGUCGCGUCGCGCAAGAGCGGCAAUGUGUUUGAGAAGCGGCUGAUCGAGGCACACAUCUCCGAACAUCACACUGAUCCCGUCACGGGCGAAGACCUCGCGAUUGAGGAUCUCAUCGAGCUCAAGUCCCCACAAGUCGUCACCCCCCGCCCGCCAAACCUGACCUCCAUACCGGCCCUCCUCAGCGCCUUCCAGAACGAGUGGGAUGCCAUUGUACUCGAGACUCACACACUCAAGCAGCAGCUGGCGCAAACACGACAGGAGCUCAGCACCGCUCUCUAUCAAAACGAUGCGGCGACCCGAGUGAUUGCACGCUUGACGCGCGAGCGAGACGAGGCGCGAGAGGCCCUGUCCAAUGUCACGAUUAGUGGAGCUACUGGCAGCAACGGCGAUGCCAUGCAGGUGGACAGCCAGGCACUGCCCGAGGAGCUGGUCGAGAAGAUCGACGAAACACAGCAACAACUAUUCUCUACCCGUCGAAAGCGUCCCAUUCCCGAUGGCUGGGCCACGGCCGAAGACAUCUCCACAUUCAGCCUUACCGCCGCGACCGACCCCCUCCAGCCGGGCAGCCAGAACGUGGCACUUCAUGCGUCUGGUGAUCUGGCCCUCUUCGGUGGCACUCUCAACGUUGCUGGUGUCUACUCCAUCUCACAAGGUGAUUUCGUGCAGACGCUCCAGGCUGGCAGCAGAGUCAUGGCCACUGCUUGGUGGGGAGAUCGCGCCAUCGUCGCUACGGAAGCUGGCACCGUCAAGAUAUUUGACCAAGGAAACGAACUCGCGCAAGUCGGCUCGCACGCGGGGCCUGUCAAGGCGCUCUCGAUACACCCCAGCGGAAGGAUUCUCGCCUCUACCGGAACAGACAAGCGUUUCGAGCUCCAUGACCUCGCGACUUUCAAGACGGUAUCGCAAGUCUAUGUGGAGGCCGAGAUUACUUCCUGCGCAUUCCACGUCGAUGGCUUACUCUUCUUCGUGGGUAACUCAGACGGCAAGAUUCGCGUCUUUGACGUCAAAACUGGAAACGCCAUGGUUGAGCUGGAAACUGGUGCGCCUGUUCUCGAUAUUUCCUUCUCCGAGAAUGGAACCUGGUUUGCGGUUGUCAACCAAGGAUCCAGCAGCGUCUCGGUCUGGGACAUAAGAAAACAGAGCGUAGUCAAGGUGCUUGAGACUGGCAGCGAAGUCAAGAGAGCCAAGUGGGACUACACGGGCACAUAUCUUGCUAUUGCUGGCGAAGGUGGCGUAUCUGUGCAACAAUACAUCAAGACUUCCAAGAGCUGGGUCGAGCUCAUGAGUAAAGCGGAACCGGCGAUAGAUGUUGCUUGGACAGUCAACGCCGCUAGUUUGGUUGCUCUGGCGUCGGAGGGAAGUUUAAAAAUUCCUAGGAACGGCGUGAAUAAAGGGGAGGCAGAAAAGCGCUUGUGGCGCAUGUAUUGUGUCGUUCACAAUGAUGGUGAAAGUUGCUCGACUUGGACUGUAGUCAUGUUCAGGAUGCACAACGACUUCGGAAGCGCCCUCAUCCUUGCCACCAACGCCAACUACUGUCGUCGAUCUCACGACUUCAUACCCGGAACACCACCUUCUCCUCACCCACGGACCGUCACCCGUCAAGCACAUAACAGCCUGUACGCUGGGAAGCACCUGGCGGCACUUCGUAUAUUGACUGUGAGGAUGGCGGAGGCGCCAUUUGGGUGGCCGCACAGACAAAAGGUGAGCGCUGGUAGUACAACACAGACAAAGGGUACAAGGGACGAUCCACUGACUAUAUAUGCGCAGCGUUCACUGACCCAAAUGCAGGCUGACGGUCGUUCUGUCUCGCCUGCAUGGUCUUUUGGCUCACUCCAUAACUCCCACGAACAGCCGGUACAUCCAGAGCGCCUCAGCGACUAUCGCUCAGCACAACCACAAGCCUUCGAUUACCGAGAAAGCCAAAGCCAAAGUCAUUAUCACGGGCUAGACUCUACCUUUGAAAACUUUUCUAGCGCUCCAGUUUCCCAGGCAAGCAGACCAACAACGCGAUCGGACUCAGCUGGAGCUUCGCCGCCUCUCCAAAACGCACAACCAGCCCCACAGGUGGCAGAUAUGGCGUCACAGACACCGCGACGCUUUGUCGGGGAUGGGUUUGAUUACAGACGACCUGCUGGGCCGGCAGGUUUACAUGUAAAUCAUUCACAGGAGCAGGCAGAGGACAAUGAUGGCGAAGGAGGUAUCAUGGUGGAUUUGAGUGGACCUGAGAAUGACAGUGUGAUCGACCUGACCGCGGACGAUUCGGGUUACGGGGCAUCCCAGGACAAUAGCAUGCGCCACAACAUUCAGGCUUCUCGAUCCUCUGCCCAUCCGCAUGGAAGGAACAAUGCUACGCCUCGUUUACCGAGGGGCAUGGAUAUCAUAAUCGAUUUGGACAGUGGUGCAGAGGAAUGGAGAGAAGUAACACCAGGAUCUCCAGAAAUCGAAUUCAUCUCGGCACGGCCAUUGGAUCCGCACCAACGAAGAUCGUUCUGGCGGCAAGCUGGCAACAUGAACGCAGACGAUGUUCAGUUUGUGAGGGAACAAGCGCUGCCCGAAAACGACGUACGACGUCGAACGAACCGAGAUCUGGAUCAUGCUCUAGACAUGCUGGGCAUCUUGGGCGGCAACUUUGGGCACCUCCGCGCCCACGUCGAUCGUUAUAAUAACCAGUUGUUGGACGGUGCGGGCGGGUGGCGAGGCCGUGGUCCCAUUGCGCCUCCACGGGCACCACGCGCUGCUAGUGUGCCGACCAGUUCCAAUUCUGAGCCUGUCCGUGUUGGAGCGUUUGUUGCACCUACUCUCGACUUUGGCGUAAUAGGAUUUGACAUGGUAGGCAUGGGCGGAGCUCGUGCCGCAGAACAACAGCCGCCACCGACAUAUGACGCACCUCCCAAGGCACCCGACGGCUUUACGCGGAGUCCAGCCGAACAAGAUGUUCUGGCAUGUCCAAACUGCGGAGACGAAUUGUGUGUAGGAGACGAUGAUGCGAAGAGACAGGUGUGGAUAGUGAAGGGGUGCGGACAUGUGUACUGUGGCGAAUGCACAGCAAAUCGCGCUGUUAAGAAAAGCUCAAAGGGUAAGGAAAGGCCACCAAAUACCAAACCCUUCAAGAAGUGCGUGGUAGAGGAUUGCGAAAGGAGUGUAGUUCAUCGCAAGAGCAUGAUCCAGGUCUUCCUAUAG